GGCGUCAUCAAGCCCAAUAUAGUGUUUUUCGGUGAACAGCUGCCGGCACGGUUUAUGUUGUAUUUGGUAGACAUGCCACUCACCGACCUCCUCAUCGUGAUGGGAACUUCGCUUGAGGUUUAUCCGGUCGCGGACAUAAUUUGGUAUGUUCGACCAAAUGUCCCUCGUCUGCUGAUCAACAAAACUUCGGUCAGCUCGUUUGCGGAUAAGUAUCGGAAAAAUGACGUGAUUUUUCAAGGAGACGUCAUUGAAGGAGUCAAGAAGUUAUGCGCUUUUAUUGGAUGGGAAAAGGAACUGCAACAGUUGAUGGACAAUCGAGGUAAUGAUAUAUGUCCUGUUUUUCCCGUUUUUAUAAAAGAAGCGGUUGGUGUUACAGUCUCUGAACGAACUUUGUCUUACCAUGAAGUGAAGGCACUAAAUUUCGGUGUGUAA
Soboliphyme baturini is the source of this 432-nucleotide messenger RNA. The record is from the annotation of a GenBank genome assembly. Lineage: Eukaryota; Metazoa; Nematoda; Enoplea; Dioctophymatida; Soboliphymatidae.